Amaranthus tricolor (Joseph's coat) is the source of this 1802-nucleotide messenger RNA. RefSeq lists its product as uncharacterized. The coding region runs from base 368 to 1501 and encodes 377 amino acids. Gene Ontology annotation, biological process: base-excision repair. Gene Ontology annotation, molecular function: DNA-3-methyladenine glycosylase activity. The transcript is spliced from 5 exons. NCBI's taxonomy places the organism in Eukaryota, Viridiplantae, Streptophyta, Magnoliopsida, Caryophyllales, Amaranthaceae. The record is from RefSeq and is a predicted model, not a curated record.
UAUAAGUGUCACUCUUUGAAUGGGUACUCUAGUCUCCCUACCUUGCUUACCAACUCCUCCAAAUUUAUUCCAUUUCUCUUCUCCUCUUCUUCUUUCUCUCUCUACUCUCCAGAAUCAUCCCUUCUGUGCUUCCUCUAAACUCUCCCCUUUUCACCUUUUCACUUCACUCUUCUCCAUCACAACCUCACUCUCUACACUCAGUGCUCAAUUUCUUCUGCAAUGUACUAAUUUUUCCCCUUUGUAAAACCCUAACUAUAAACCCUAAUGUACUGACAAUGUACGUUAUUGGGUAGUCUUAAUUUUGAAAUAAACACUAAUUGAUAUCAUUUUACGAGAAAAUUUAGGUUUUGCUUUGAAAAUUUCGUCAAUGUCGGGAGGUCCAAGGGUCAGAUCGACGAAUUUAACAGAAUCUGAGGAAAGAAAAGUGUUAGUGUCUGCUGGAAAUAAAACAAGAACUGUCAUUGAAGCUCGUAAACCUACGGUAAAGCUUCAGAAAAAAGUGGAUAGUUCUCCGGAGACGGAAUCUAAGAGUAAAGAAAAGAAACUAGGUCAAAUUACGCCUACAUUGUCACCGCCGAUGAGGAAUCUUAGUGCUCCGUCGAUUUUAAGGCACGGAAGUCAGCUGUUGAGGGGGAAUUUGUCGCUAAAUGCUUCGUGUUCGUCGGAUGCGUCCUCGGAUUCUUCACAUAGCCGGGCUUCUACCGGGAGGAUUAGCAGGAGUAGCGUACCGAGGAUAAGGAGGAAGCAAAUGGUUGAUUGUAAGGUUGUGGAUGAUGGGUUAGGGUUAGUGAGUGAGGUUGAUGGCACUUGUUUUAAGAAAAGAUGUGCUUGGGUUACCCCAAAUACUGAUCCAUCGUAUGCUGCUUUUCAUGAUGAAGAAUGGGGAGUCCCGAUUCACGAUGACAACAAACUGUUUGAACUGCUAAGCCUGUCUGUCGCUUUAGCUGAACUAACAUGGCCUACUAUACUAAGCAAAAGGAACAUCUUCAGGGAAGUCUUCUUGAAUUUUGAUCCAAUAUCCGUUUCUAAAUUAAAUGAGAAGAAGAUUAGUGGACCUGGAAGUCCUGGUAGCACUCUAUUAUCAGAGAUAAAACUACGCAACAUUGUUGAAAAUGCACGUCAAGUGUGCAAGAUAACUGAGGAGUUUGGAUCUUUCGACAAGUACAUAUGGAGCUUUAUAAAUCAGAAACCUAUAGUAAACAAGUUCCGAUAUCCACGUCAGGUGCCAGUGAAGACCUCAAAAGCAGACGUGAUUAGCAAGGAUCUAGUGCGAAGAGGGUUUCGAGGAGUGGGGCCCACAGUAGUCUACUCGUUUAUGCAAGCAGCUGGUUUAACAAAUGAUCAUCUCAUAAGUUGCUUUAGAUUCCAGGAAUGUACUGCAGCUGGUGAAGGUUUAGAAAAACACGAUCAGGCGAAACUCGACGAGGAGAAGCCAAUAGAUAUGGAUAAACUGGAGAUGACUAAAGCUUUGGACGAAAUGAGUUUCUGCUCGGAUUGCUAAACCUUCAAUUUUAUUGAUAAUAUCAGUGUUUCGAUUCGUAGGAAUUUGCAGACGGCAGUUUAUUGUAGAAAUGUGAAUCAUUCAGUUACCCCCUUCAAUCCAGAGUGAAUUGAAGAAAAAGGGGGCAAAUUGUUAAGUCAUGGGUUGUAAGCAAUUCUGUAAUGUGUAAUGUAUUUCAGGUAGAUUUCCUUUUUCGUGUACAGUUGCAAUGUUCGUUUAGUUAUCCUUUUGUGUACUCAUAUCAAGUGUAUUGUCCAAAUUUAUCAUCAUUCAUUACACGUAUGCCAUGCUUCAUUACUUA